Messenger RNA from Phalaenopsis equestris, 1593 nucleotides. Its product is annotated as protein arginine N-methyltransferase PRMT10. Bases 72 to 1193 code for a protein of 373 amino acids. Gene Ontology annotation, biological process: peptidyl-arginine methylation. NCBI's taxonomy places the organism in Eukaryota, Viridiplantae, Streptophyta, Magnoliopsida, Asparagales, Orchidaceae. The transcript is spliced from 8 exons. Gene Ontology annotation, molecular function: protein-arginine N-methyltransferase activity. Gene Ontology annotation, cellular component: nucleus. The record is from RefSeq and is a predicted model, not a curated record.
CUUUUUAAUUCCCGCUUGAGUCAGCUGGACGCCCUAGCGCGCAGGCACAGACAGCGAGGAGAAAAAACCCCAUGGCCUCACCGGCGAGUAAUGGGGUUCCGGCGAUAAACGGCUCCGUUGACAAAAGUGUCGACUUCGCCAACUACUUUUGUACCUAUGCUUUUAUCUACCACCAAAAGGAGAUGCUCUCUGAUCGGGUCCGCAUGGACUCAUACUAUAAUGCCAUCUUCAACAAUAAGCACCACUUCGCCGGAAAGGUUGUGCUGGACGUGGGCACGGGAAGCGGGAUUCUUGCGAUAUGGAGCGCACAAGCUGGUGCCAGAAAGGUUUAUGCUGUUGAAGCUACGAAGAUGGCUGAGCAUGCUAAGGCUCUUGUUCAUGCCAAUAACGUGGAGGAUAUUGUUCAUGUGAUUGAGGGAUCUAUGGAGGAGGUUAAUUUGCCGGAGAAAGUUGAUGUUAUAAUAUCAGAGUGGAUGGGUUAUUUUCUUUUAAGAGAGUCGAUGUUCGAUUCCGUGAUAUGCGCGCGAGAUAGGUGGCUAAAGCCAUCUGGAGUGAUGUAUCCUAGUCAUGCUCGAAUGUGGGUAGCACCUGUCAGAUCUGGUUUAGGGGAUCAAAAGAUGAAUGAAUAUGAGACUGCUAUGAAUGACUGGUAUAGCUUUGUUAAUGACAUAGAUGUAAACUAUGGAGUUGACAUGAAUGUCCUAACCAAGGCUUAUCGUGAAGAGCAUGAAAAAUACUAUCUGAAGACAUCACUGUGGAACAGUCUUCAUCCGAGUCAAAUAAUAGGCACCCCUGCGGUCAUUAAAGAAAUUGAUUGUCUAAAAGCUACAAUUGAUGAGAUCCGCGAUGUUUCUGCAAAUUUCGUGCUGCCAAUCAAUGUGGAUCGGACUAGGCUAUCAGCAUUUGCUGGUUGGUUUGAUGUUCAUUUUCGGGGUAGCGAGCAGAAUCCAGUUGAACAAGAAGUUGAGCUGACUACUGCUCCUAGCGUUGACAACUCAACUCACUGGGGUCAGCAGGUUUUUCUGAUACAGCCUCCUCUUAGAGUUGAUGAAGGUGACAAACUGAUGACUUCUUUUUCAAUGAGCCGGUCCAGGGACAAUCAUCGCCUCAUGGAUGUAAAUUUCACAUACGAGUUGCAGCUAUUGUCUGAAAAAUGCUUUAAGCCCGUCUCCAGAAUGUAUUAUAUAGAAUGAUUAUGCAGAGGGGACUAUUGCAUACAGAAUAUUAUGUUCUAAUAUUAGGUUUAAUAUCUUCAUUGUGACCUGAAGCCCAUCCAUUCAAAAGCGUUGAAGUUUUCAUUUGUUCUCCCACAUCAUGUAGAAGUGCAGCAACUGCUCUACCAACAAACCUUUUGUGAUUUUCCCUUUUUAGGAAUGAAGGGAGAAUGCGUCCUCUCAGAAUGUUGAAUGUGUUGUUUGAAUGUACAACAACCAUCUUUAGCUGGAAACGGUAUUUGCAGUCCUUGAAUGUGAUGAAGUGUAUUUUGCUUUUUAGUUUGUCUCUAUUGGAAUUAUUUGUCAUAUGUAUUUUUGAGACAACUUUCUAUCCACCAUUAAUUAUAUGAUGUUUUAUGUACCAUCAAAUUUAUUGUUA